AGCAACAUUUCACUCUCAUCCAGCAGCCACGCCGAGUGUUACAAACUAUCUGGAGAGACAUCAGGAAUGUGUUUCCUUACAUCAGACCUCCAGCUUCACAUCCUCAAGGACAUUCAGUAGAUAUAUCAGAAUCUUCAUCAUCUUCAUCAUCAUGUCUAUAAAGACAGACGUAACCCCUAAUAAAUGGGCGAUGGUGAGAGGUCGACUCGGCUCGUCUCAAGACUCCGACUCUUCGCAGGAUGCCAACCUGGAGAACGCAGACGCAGAACUUUGCAUCCGUCUGCUGCAGGUGCCCUCCGUGGUCAACUACUCCGGUCUGAAGAAACGUCUGGAGAGGAGCGACAAGGUCUGGAUGGUGCAGUUUCUGGAGCUCUCCGGACUGGACCUGCUCCUGGAGGCUCUGGACCGGCUGUCGGGUCGAGGCUGCUCUCGAAUCUCAGACGCUCUGCUGCAGCUGACCUGCGUUAACUGCGUGAAAGCCGUCAUGAACUCCUCAGCUGGGAUUCACUUCAUCGUGGACAACGAGGGUUACGUGCGCAAACUAUCUCAGGCUCUGGACACCUCCAACACGAUGGUGAAGAAGCAGGUAUUUGAGCUGCUGGCGGCCCUCAGUAUGUUCUCUUCAGAAGGACACAGACUGGCUCUGGAUGCCCUCGAACAUUACAAGUCUGUAAAGAUUCAACAGUAUCGCUUCAGUGUGGUUAUGAAUGAGCUCCAGACUACAGAUAAUGUGCCUUAUAUGGUGACUCUUCUGAGCGUCAUCAACGCCUUCAUCUUCAGCAUCGAUGACCUGCGUCAGAGAGACAAAAUGCGGCAGGAGUUUAUUGGAUUACAGCUGCUUCAGCUACUGCCAAAGCUAAGGGAACAGGAUGAUGAAGACUUGAUCAUUCAGUGUGAGGCGUUUGAAGAGGCCAUGUCUGACGAUGAAGAGGAGCUCCUGAGGGUUUAUGGUGGGAUUGAUAUGAAUGACCCUCAGGAGGUUUUCACAUCACUCUUCACUAAAGUUAGCAGUUUCCCAUCAUCCCUACAGCUGUUGUCUAUAUUACAAGCAUUACUGCUGUUGGGUCCUGAGCGAGUGGAUAUCUGGCAGGCUCUGGAGGUUCUUAGUAACCGAGCCAUUAUGAUAGCACAGAACUCUGAGAUGGAAUCGUGUGAGAAGAUACUGCAGCGCCUCAUCUUUGCAAAGGAAUCGUCCAAAGGUUCUUUUGAGGUUGAUAGUCGUGUGCACCACAAAAAGAAUCAAGCCAUUCAGACUGAGAUGAAUGAUGAGAAACUACAAUGUUCCUGCAGAUCAACCAGUCAGGAACCACUCAGCAAGAUUUCAACACCACCAACCUCUCUACCGGGUGUGGGUUCUGCUGUCAUCUCAACAGUGCCUUUAAAAACAGCAGCUGUGCCUCCACCGCCACCACCACCACCUCCUCCUCCUCCUCCUUUACCAGGGAUGGGCUUUGGAGGUCUGCCACCACCUCCUCCUCCUCUACCAGGGAUGGGCUUUGGAGGUCCUCCCCCUCCUCCUCCUCUUCCAGGGAUGAGCUUUGGAGGUCCUCCACCACCACCUCCUCCACUGCCUGGAUUAGGAUGUCCUCCACCUCCACCAGGUUCUGGUCCACCGUGCCCUCCUCCUCCUCCAGGUAUGGGGGAUGUGAUUGUGGCAAAGAAUUUCCAGGCUCUUGGGCAGUGUUACAGCAUGCCUGUGAAGAGUGGCCCCUAUCCAACCCUACGAAUGAAGAAACUCAACUGGCAGAAACUGAAUUCCAGAGCAGUUACGGAUGGUGCUUCGAUGUGGUCAUCAGUUCCAGCUGAUUCUCCGUUAGAGCCGAACUACACCAGUAUUGAACAGCUCUUCUGUCUGCCCGUGUCUGAACCCAAAGACAAAAGCACUGUCGCUCCAACCAGAAAAGAAACCAAAGAGAUAUCCUUUAUUGAUGCCAAAAAGAAUUUGAAUCUGAAUAUAUUUCUUAAACAAUUCAAGUGCUCUAAUGAAGACUUUGUGAUGAUGGUGCAGAAAGGCGAUUGCUCUAAAUUUGAUGUGGAAUCCCUGAAACAGCUUCUUAAACUACUUCCAGAAAAACAUGAGAUCGACAACUUGAAGUCAUUUCAAGGAGAUCUAGACAAGCUGGCCAGUGUUGACCGGUUUUACCUCUUACUUUUGGCUGUACCAUGUUAUAAGCUGAGAAUUGAAUGCAUGUUAUUGUGUGAAGAGACUCAGUCUACACUGGAGAUCCUGAAGCCCAAAGUUCAGCUGAUAGAGUCGGGCUGUGAGAGUCUCAGACAAAGCUCUCUGCUGCCCAGUUUCUGUAAGCUUAUCCUUGAUGUCGGAAACUUUCUCAAUUAUGGAAGUCACACAGGAAAUGCUGAGGGAUUCAAGAUUGGUUCCCUAUUGAAACUCACAGAAACCAAAGCAAACAAGAGUCGCAUCACUCUCUUACAUCACAUACUGGAGGAAGCAGAAUUAAACCACCCAGAGCUGCUGAAUCUUCCAGAAGAAAUUGAGGCCUGUGAGAGAGCUGCUGGUAUAAAUCUGGACUCAAUCCAGUCCGAGACCUCUGCUCUUUUGAAACGGUUGAGAGAUGCUGAGAAGAAAGUUUCCUCUUCAGUUGAUGAUGUCAGAGAUCAGUUCACAGGACUCAUUCAGAAGAACCUGAUAGCGUGUGAAUCUCUUGAGGAGCGUUUUACUCGUCUAGAAAAGAAGAAGAGUGAUCUGGCUCAGUAUUUCUGUGAAGAUGUUUCUCAGCUCUCACUUGAGGAACUCUUCAGUAACAUCAAGAUCUUCCGUGUGCUCUUCGUCAAAGCACUGAAGGAAAACAAGAUUCGAAAAGAACAAGCUGCUAAAGCGGAGAAGCGCAAACAGCAGCUGGCGGAGGAGGACUCUAAGAGACAGAAAGGAGAAGAUGGAAAGAUUAUCAGACGAGGACCCCCGCCUCCGGAGGACGACUGUAUCAUUGACCAGCUCUUGGCGGAUAUACGAAAGGGUUUCCAUCUGAGAAAGACUCGUCCCAGGUGCGAAAUGGAAAGUGCGUCUUCUAGUGAAAUUCAUAGGGAUACGGGAGAGCCUGCAAGUGUCAUGUCUGUAGAAGAAACUGGCUCAUCUGCCAUCGGAGCAUCUCCAACAGUACAAGAUUCUACUCAAGAAGAUCCGGUCAAAGAUUUCGUCUUCAGUCCCAAAGGUGAACACACAUCGCCGGGUAACGGUGAGUCAGAGACUUGCUCCCGAGACGUACAGGAGACCCAGUCACCUGAAACCACAGAUAUCUCCACACAGCACAACCCCUCUGUGAGCACCGAAUCUGAGGAAAACACUUCUGUAGACACAUCAUUAUCAUUAUCAUCAGCUCAGGAGAAAAACAAUGUAAAUCAGACUGAUCCAUUACCCAGGUGCCUUACGCUGAAAAAUACAGAUCAACCAGAUGAAAACCAUAAUGGGAAUAAUAUCCGAGCAACAGGAGAGGAUUUGAAUGCAAAUCCAAUAAAGACGCCUGACCCUUUAAAUUCAGCUGCUUAUGUGGACUCAUGUCUCAACGGUGGCUGUGAAAAUAAUGACUCUGUAAAAGAAAAUAAUCAGGAUCAAGUGGAUGAAGCGAUUCAGUCCCGUGAUGAUCGUGUAGACUGCAAUGGAAACGAGUCGACGGAAAUCACUGUUGAAACGCAGCGGUCGCAUGAUGAACUAGAUGGAGAGCGCUCACAAACUCCACCCAGUCCUGAUGUAGACCCCGCCCCUGUGAAAGCUGAAAAUAAUAAACGUUUCUUUCAAAGAAACAAAAAAAGCAAUGAAGUGGAGGGUAACAGAAGGAAUGGACGCAGUAAAAAGGCGUGUGUGUUACAGUAAGGAAAAUUGAGGAAAAAGAAACUCAAAGGCAGAAGGAAAUGUUAAGCGCGUUCCUCCGGUGAUUCUGCUUUAAAUCUCCGGAAGCCUACAGACUGACCUGAGAUCAGCGCACACCACACACAAUCUGCACCUUAUACAGUGGAGGACCAAUUUAUGGCGUGCUUACAAGAAACACAUUGUGUAUUUGUGUUUGGUUUAACAAAAUAUGUAUUUUUAAAUGCAAAUUUUGACCUAACUUUGUUUUAAAAAUUUGCACACCAUAAGAUAAGUUUGAUACACAAAAAUUGUUUACAUGCAUUACAAGAGUAUUUAAAGAGUUGGAUGUAAAGAAUAAUCAUUAAUCAUGGAUUAUAGCUGUGUGUUUUUACAAAACAUUUAAUAUGCUUUGCUACCGCUGGAAAUUAAGACAUGUACUGUUUACUAAUAAUAUUGCUCUGAAUGUAAACUUUAUACGUUAUGAAUAUUUUGGUAUUACCAAUUAAAGUAUUAGUUUGUAUAAAUUCUAAAAUAAUAAUGUAAUAAAAAUGCCUACCUGUAACAAACAUUAUUAGGAUUGUAUUUAGAAUUUGUGGUGGAUUAUGAAAUCAUUCACGUCACGUGUAAGUUUCGUAUGGAUGUCAGGAUGUAUUUCAUGCCUAUCAAGAGUAUGCUCAAUUUAUAAAUUAUAUAAAUAAAAAUGUGCAAAUAA
This is a messenger RNA of Paramisgurnus dabryanus, 4517 nucleotides long. RefSeq names its product inverted formin 2 (gene inf2). The record is from RefSeq and is a predicted model, not a curated record. NCBI's taxonomy places the organism in Eukaryota, Metazoa, Chordata, Actinopteri, Cypriniformes, Cobitidae. Gene Ontology annotation, biological process: actin cytoskeleton organization. Gene Ontology annotation, molecular function: actin binding; small GTPase binding.